CAAGUAAUCACGUGUUUUAACGCGGAAGUUCGGCGUCUUCUUCGCACAAAUCAAGAUGGCAGCGCACCCAGGAGGUGGCGGACAGGGCGACUCCAAGGAGCAAAUCCUGGAAUUGGGAACCGUCUUGUUAAAGGAUUUCAUUUACGAGCGAGUCCGUCGGCACGGGGACAACAGCGCUGUGGUGACCCGGGCCCAGCUGGGAGUAAGCGAGCUAUGCGACGGCAAUCAAAAGAGGCUGGCCCAAUGCCUCCAGAAGAUCGGAGACGAACUGGACGGCAACGUGGAGCUCCAAAGGAUGAUCAACUGCCCCUCGCUGAAACCCAGCAGGGAGGUGUUUGUGAAGGUGGCCGUCGACAUCUUCUCCGACGGAAAGUUCAGCUGGGGCCGAGUGGUCACCCUCUUCUACUUCGCCUGUCGACUCGUCAUCAAAGCGUUGCUUAAUAACGUUCCCGACAUCAUCAGAACCAUAAUCAGCUGGACCAUCGACUACCUCCGCGAGCACGUUCUCAACUGGAUCAGGGAGCAAGGAGGCUGGGAUGGUAUCCGCUCCUACUUUGGCACUCCGACAUGGCAAAUGGUGGCUGUGUUCAUGGCAGGGGUCGUCACCACUAUUGUCGUGACUCGUAAAAUGUGAGGAGCCCACUCGCGGGGGGUGGAAGGACGAGAUUGAGGGGGAGAAAAAACUUGCAUGAGGACUUGAUGGACUUGAGAUCUUUUUGUAAGGACUUUGGCGCUGUUGUAGCCCCCCCCCCCCCAGUGUCAUUUGAGCUGUAUGCACUAAAGGGUGUGUGUGGGGGAGGGGCAAUUCUGAGCGAGGGAAUCCAUUUUAAGUAAUUUAUUUUUUACCUUUUUGGUAUCGAAAAGAAAGUCACUGUAUUUUUGUUUUCUGCUGUCAACCGGAGGAUGUUUUCCCCACCUUCAUUUCAUUCAUAAUUUCAAAAUGCAUCUUCCUCCGAUUUGUCAAAGUGCAAUCGAGAUGUUCUAGUAUUUGCUUCUUCCUUUUCCUUCAAGUAUCCUUAAUUUUUCAGGAAGAUUUAAAAAAAAAAAAAAUGUGGCUGUUUUCUGUCCUCCUGUAUCCAAAGCAAUAUGUGGACAAAUCACGUGGUUAGCAGAGCCUCGCCGUUCUCUUCUGAAAUUGAGUCCGAUUGUUAUGUUUAAUAACACUUGACCAGCAUUUGUAAUAAACGGUGUGUAUUUGUGUGUGUGGUCACGACACAUGCAUAGCUUACGUUUAAAAAAAGUACGGUACUGUAUUAUUUGUACAGGAGUCAUUUACAAUUCAAUUUUCUCUAUACAGCACAAAGAAAACAAAAACAAAAAAACUUUUAUACAUUUGUUUGUCAGUGCCUUGGUCUUAUUUUUUUGUUUGUUUGUUUUUACACUGAAAUUUUCACCUUUUUCUAUCACAUUUCUAAAAGUUCUGAUUUUACAAGUCACGCCCUGAGAGGGGAACAAAACAAUCACUUUGAAGUGACUUUGUAUGUUGUAAUAUGGAUAUUAAACAUUUAACUCUUAAA
Syngnathoides biaculeatus (alligator pipefish) is the source of this 1517-nucleotide messenger RNA. RefSeq names its product apoptosis regulator BAX-like. The record is from RefSeq and is a predicted model, not a curated record. Gene Ontology annotation, biological process: positive regulation of apoptotic process; mitochondrial fusion; release of cytochrome c from mitochondria. Gene Ontology annotation, molecular function: channel activity; protein homodimerization activity; protein heterodimerization activity. The transcript has 6 exons. Gene Ontology annotation, cellular component: mitochondrial outer membrane. Bases 56 to 634 code for a protein of 192 amino acids. NCBI's taxonomy places the organism in Eukaryota, Metazoa, Chordata, Actinopteri, Syngnathiformes, Syngnathidae.